AUGGCGAUCAAUACAUCGCGCUCGCAAUCCGGCAUUGAUCUAACCCUCAAGAUUCUUCAAUUCGUCAAGCAGCUUCGCAGGCGUCUCAGGCCCGGCCCGGCACCUGUCGACUAUGCUGCUAUUCUUGGUAACCAGAUCUGCGCUAGUCUGGACAUGAAGAAGUUCCGAAUGCUCCAAAGGGAGCGGCCGCAGUCAAGCUCGCAUAAUCGAAAGGCCAUUCUUGCUGCAAAUCGUGUUUGCAAGGACCAAAACAAGCGGAAAUCCCGUCCAUCCCUGAAACUACGGAUCCAAGGCAAGGAUCAGCACUCGCUUCGAAACAAUUCUGGGAUAAAGGUGCAACAGACGCUUGACUCCAUCGAUACCAAGAUCAGCUUUGGCGGGAGCCCAUUAUCCGCUGUUGCUGGUGAUAGCAAGCUUUUCGUCAAACAGAAGGCGGAAUUCAAUUUCGAAACGUACUCCCUAAACCAGGUGGCUCAGCUGCUGAUAGCCGUCCAUGAUGCAAUCAACGUCCUCCAAAGCUGCCGAGCGCAAUUCGACGACGAAUGGCUCGUGGCGCAAGGUCUCGAUGCAGGGAUCAACUUUGAUGCAGUCUUCUUGGCCAACUACGAGCAUCUGCUCAUGAGGCUGUAUUCACAGCUGGUGACUGCAUUAUCCCGCAAGGCGCUUGAUCUGUUGCUUCUUGGUGGCUACGACAAAAAGCAACACAGACUGCUAAGCUGGUUCACCGAAUUCUCCGACAAGCCUCGGCCGCUGUCAACGUCCCUUGACAUCAAGCCCUCGCUGGCUGUGCUGUGGGGUGUCUGUUGGAUGUUUUAUGCGGAUAACCAGGCAAACAACGGUCGAGUGCCGCGUGAUGCAGUUCUGCAGCACGUCGAUCUGGCGGGAUGGCGGGCACCCGAACCAACAGAGUACAUGAAUUUUGGGUUGGAGCUUAUUGGCACGCAGCCGCAACCGGCAGCGCCGCAGCGCCCCCAGCUUGGCGGUAACGUGGGCCUCAGCAGUGCUAUGGACCUGAGGUUGCGAAACGCGGAAACCUGGAUGCCGGCCGAUUUGGAAUCUGGCGUUCCCCAGGCUCGCCAAGGUGUAUCACGUGUCGGGGGUAGCCGAUCGGGCCUGCAGGGAUUAGCUGGCCUGGGUACUUAUUACCCUGACUUCCCAGCCACCUCGCCAGUAGAUCUAGAUAAUUCCAACCUUAGUAAUUUGCUGCCCGAUAUCCAAGGCAGCGCCACCGCCCUAACCGUCUUUCCCCAGCACUUGGACCACAACUUCGACAACCCUUGGCAGCAGCCGUUUCCGCCCAAUUCUUUGCCACAGAGGACUGCGCGUCAUCUGACGACCAGUAUACCGAGCGUGCGAGUCACCGGGAGCGCGGAAAGCGAAGGCUACGCUGCGCCACAUUCAGAUUUCGCGUCCUUUGAUUUAUUCUCAUCCUCUACCCAACCGCCUCAGGCCCCCUCUAUCAACGUCAACACCGACUUUUCCGACUUCAUCAUGGGAAACACUACCAUCUCUGAGCACCCUCCAGCACACGGCUUCUCGGCACACAGACACGAGCGCACGUCUUCUCUUAAUUCUAAUUCUAACAUGCCUACGCCGGUGAGCAUGGCCGGCUCUCAUUCGCCGCUAUUGUCGCCUGCAGAGGAUCAUCGAAGAUAUUCUGUCGCCAGCUCCCAAGGCCCUAUCCGACAACAAUCCGAGGAAACAUCUUCUCAAGGCGAUCCUGAUGAUGUUGAUUCACUCCGGAGAAACCAUGCGUACAAAAGAUCCGAGGAACCACCGAAGAAUCAGGAUGGGAAGAUGAUAUGCAAGCACAGUGAAUGUGCUGGUCAAACAUUCGAUCGCAAGUGCGAGUGGAGUAAACACAUGGACAAGCAUGACCGCCCUUACAAGUGCAACGUCAAAGGGUGCGAGAAGCUACAAGGCUUCACGUACAGUGGCGGGCUCUUACGCCAUGAGCGCGAGGUGCACAAGAUGCACGGCGGCACCAGAAAGUCCCUCUUCUGCCCCUUCGCCGACUGCAAGCGCAGCUCAGGUUCCGGCUUUACGCGGAAGGAGAACCUUGCAGAGCACAUCCGUCGUGUGCAUCGUCGGACAAGCAUGUCUGCCGACCUAGGCCACCUCAUCAUUCCCCGGGAGCAAAGGCAAUCAAGCCUCUCUGCAGAUGUCCGACUUCCUUCGGAGUCGCACGCAAACGCCUAUCUGAAGUCAACAUUCCUGAAGACGAUCGCGAUAGCGAUCUUCGCUCCCGAAGUCAAGCGGCUACGCCGAGAGAACGAGGAAAAGGAUGCCAGACUGCGUCAACUGGAAGCAGCAGUCAUGGCGCUCCAGCAACGCCGAUAA
This is a messenger RNA of Didymosphaeria variabile, 2340 nucleotides long. RefSeq lists its product as uncharacterized. The record is from RefSeq and is a predicted model, not a curated record. The coding region runs from base 1 to 2340 and encodes 779 amino acids. NCBI's taxonomy places the organism in Eukaryota, Fungi, Ascomycota, Dothideomycetes, Pleosporales, Didymosphaeriaceae. The transcript has 6 exons.